UUUUUAAUGAAUAUUACUAAAAUAAAACUUAUUUAUAUUUAAACAUUAUUAAUUUUGAGAUUGAAAAUUGAAAAUUUGAAACCAUAUAAUACAACCAUCCUUACCUUUUAAUUUUGAGAUGGAAAAGAUCUAGAGUUUUGCAUAAUUUGAUGAAUGUCUAUUUAAGGAACAAGGGAAAUUACUAUCAAUUUAGGACGUGUGAACUCCAAAUAUGUAUUGUGCAUUUAGGGGGACCGGUCUUCGAGACUUCACAACUGAAAAACCUGUCACCUGGUCCUCUGACAUGCACAUAUCGAUUAAGAAGAAACUGCAAAUUCAAAACCCUAAUCCAAUCCUUUCAGAGACGAAUGAGAUUACUUCCUCGCAUGAAUGAUCAAUUCUGGCUACCAUUAUAUAUUCCAACAUCAAGUCAUCAACCAUCUUCUUCUUCAAUUCAUUGAGAAAGGGCUGUCUCAGCAUUCUUUUCUGAUUGCCGAUUCUGCAGAAGCUUAACUUCUUCCGCACACAUAGGUUACAUGAUAAUCAACUUUUUCGCAAAGAUUGUUGCUUUCAUCCAUAGAAAGCCUUAAAUGUUUCAUAGCUUUAAUUUUUAUAUUCUGAAGCUCUCUAGGAAGCUAAAUGCUUGGGAUUACGGUUUGGAAUUGUGUUGGUUAGAAUUGCAUAAUGUCAGUGCGGCUGAAAUCAUUUCAGCACAAACAUGAGUGGUGAUUAGGGAUUUGGGAGACAGAAGAAGGAAUAGCAGAUAGAUGGGAAACAAAUGUGUUCAUGCAAAAAUCACAAAGAAUGGGAUCUUUCAUUCUCUCUUUUGGUGGGUCCCACCGCUCGAUAUGCUCACACCUGCUAAGAAAAAUGAAACAAGCUGUGAAGAAGAGGCAGAAGGUGCAAUUGUUCCAGUCCAGAACAACAAACCACCAGAAGUGGUUAGGAUGGAAAAGGAUGAGAAGGAGGGACAUCACACUGAGGAAGGCGAUACAGCCAAAAGAGGAAGCAGAAAGGAAAAGCCUUCGAAACCCCGAAAGCCCCACAAUGUGAAGAGAGCAGUCAGUGCUGGCCUGCAGGUAGACUCUGUGUUGAAGACCAAAACUGGACAUCUGAAGGACUUCUACCAAUUAGGGGAGAAACUCGGGCACGGCCAAUUCGGGACCACUUUCCUUUGUGUCGAGAAGGCGACUCGGGAAAAAUAUGCUUGUAAGUCUAUAUCAAAGAGGAAAUUGGUGACAAAAGAAGAUGUGGAAGACGUGAGGAGAGAAAUUGAGAUAAUGCACCACUUGGCCGGUCAUCCUAACGUCAUAUCUAUUAAAGGCUCAUAUGAGGACUCAGUGGCAGUUCAUUUUGUUAUGGAACUAUGUGUAGGAGGUGAACUAUUUGAUAGGAUUGUAAAGAGGGGGCAUUACUCAGAGCGGCAGGCAGCUGACCUCACUAGGACCAUAGUUGGUGUGAUACAAGCCUGCCACUCCUUGGGGGUCAUGCAUAGGGACCUUAAGCCUGAAAACUUCCUCUUUGUUAGUGAUGAGGAGGAUUCACCUCUCAAAACUAUUGAUUUUGGAUUAUCAACUUUUUUCAAACCAGGGGAAAUCUUCGAUGAUGUUGUUGGAAGUCCUUAUUAUGUUGCACCAGAAGUUUUGGGGAAACAUUAUGGUCAAGAGUGUGAUAUUUGGAGUGCUGGUGUGAUAGUUUACAUCCUCCUUAGUGGUGUUCCUCCGUUUUGGGGAGAAACUGAGCAAGACAUAUUUGAGGAAGUCUUGAGGGCUGAUGUUGACUUUAAAUCAGAACCUUGGCCUAAAAUUUCUGAUAGUGCUAAAGAUUUAAUAAGAAGAAUGUUGGUUAGGGAUCCUAAAAAGCGUCUAACUGCUCAUGAAGUUCUUUGUAAGUUACAAAUAUUUUGAGUAAUUUAUGUUCGAUGAAUCCGAUUACUCUUCAAAUUUCUAUAUUAAUUUUCCAUUGGAUGAAUCUAUUGCAUAUAGUUCCAUGGAUAUAAUCAAGUUGUGUUUAAUUUGAUUUUUAAACACAGAAGAAUGUGUUAUGCGGCACUUAGCAUGAUUUAUAAGAAAUAAUUCAACAUAUGGUUUAUAUUUAAACCUGGGUCCCAAAAUUCUUCCAUUGCUUUUGCUCGUACGCUUUUGAUCACUUUCAUUUAAAAAGGUGAUUUUAAGUUUUUUAAAUUACAUUUGCUAUAUUAAUGCACUUGUUAGUUGUUAAGAUCCGAAGUUCCAUCUCAAAAGAUCAACUUGGUAAAAGUAGUAGUCCAGAAUCUUAUAUAGUGCUUUAUUAUUUUAUGUACUUCUGGAGUGAGACAAAUACUUCAACAUGUACGUCCCUCAACCCAAAUUAGGCAGACAAUAUCGGGUGUAUAAAUGAGCUAAACAGACCCUUUAGUGAAUUACUCUUAAUCAUGGGUCCUAAAUAACAAUCAAACCAUAACCGGACUUGACUAUGAUAUCAUAUUAAGUCUUGAGGGUCACAUCCUAAAAUGUCAAUGUGAUAGGAGUAGUAGCCCAAAACCAUAUAUAGUAUUUAUUAUUUUGUAUAAUUUCGGUUUGAGACAAAUACUUCAACACUAAACACAACCCUAUAACAAACAUGCAAAUUCAUAUAUGAGGCAUUGAGUUACUCCAUCGGUCAUAUAUAAAAACACAAACUCACACAUGAGUUUUUGAGCUACCCCUUCUAUGUGCCAUCCAUGGGUGCAGAUUGAUGGGGUGGCCCCAGAUAAACCUCUCGACUCCGCAGUCUUAACUCGCUUAACACAAUUUUCUGCUAUGAAUAAGCUUAAGAAAAUGGCUCUAAGGGUUAUUGCAGAUAACCUUUCUCAAGAGGAAAUUGCAGGUUUAAAGGAAAUGUUCAAGGCAAUUGACACGGAUAAUAGUGGACAAAUUACAUUUGAAGAACUAAAAGAUGGACUAAAUAGAUAUGGUGCAAAUCUUAACGAGUCUGAGAUACAUGAUCUCAUGAAGGCUGCUGACGUGGACAAUAAUGGUACUAUUGACUAUGGGGAGUUUAUAGCUGCAAUGUUGCACAUGAACAAAGUCGAGAAGGAGAAUCAUUUAUUUGCAGCAUUUUCGUACUUUGACAAAGAUGGAAGUGGAUAUAUAACAGGUGAUGAACUUCAAAAAGCUUGUGAGGAAUUUGGCUUUAGGGAUGUCCUCUUGGAGGAAAUGAUUCGUGAAGCAGAUCGAGACAACGAUGGUCGCAUUGAUUACGACGAAUUUGUAGCAAUGAUGACUAAAGGGAAUGCAGAUUUAGGCCAGAAACGGUUAUAAAAUGAUCUAAAAUCAGCUUUAAGGAGGCAACACGGGCUUCUUGAUACAGCCAAUGGACUUUCUGUUUUGGCCUUCAUCUUUUGAGAAUGCUUGAUUGGUGGAUCUAGCCAUUUAUUGGUAAAUUGAGUAAAAACUAGAGUAUGCAACAAGUAACAGCCAUGCUUUUCUCAACGCAAAUGAUGGUGACUUUAUGUGUGGUAAGUGUGGUCAUGGUGCUCAAUCAAGCUGCUUAAAUCAAAGAAGUUUCAGCGUGAUUUAGCUCAUGAUUUAAUACUUGCAAAUUGUAAUUGACAAUGAUGGUUUAUCCUCCAUGAUUAUGAUGAUUUAUGAAUGAAUGAAAAAGAUGACGCAUCCAAAUUAUUGUUGAGCUUUCAAGUCCCAUGAUCAAACUUAUGCAUCAGGAGGACAAGUUUACAACUAUGAUCAUUAUUAAUUAUUAUAUGGGGCUAUGAUUCAUAAAUAGAUAUCUUAAAACAGAAUAUGUCUUUCCACAUUCUCCCAAUUGGUUGGUGAUGAUGUUGUGAUUGAGAUUACAGAUGGUGCCAGGGAUAGCUGGCAGUAGAGAUGGUCGCCAAUAAUGGCCAGGAACACCAACAUACUGGUGGUUUCCAAGUUCCAAAGGUUACGAGGGCAAAAUGUGGUGGCGGUGGCGGUGGCGGUUGAUUAGAGUAUAGUGCUAUCACGUUAAUUGUAAACUUGUUGAUGUUGGUGGAAGUUGACUUUUAUGGUAGCAAACUAGUAACCAACAAUGGAAGAUAAUGCCUAUAUUUUAGGGUGGUGGGGACUCAUGAGGUGGGUUGACGAUGGUGGUGGUUCAAAGCCGUCACCAUGGCUAUGGUGACAGAUUCAAUCUAUUCAAGGGCUUUUAUGUCAACAACCAAUUUUUUGAAAAUAAAAUGCAUAGAUAAACGCGCAUAGUUGAUGUAAUAGUAAUAGUGUAUUAGUGUAUAUGUUUCCAAGUACUAUCGGAGUAGUAUUUUACACUUAAACUUUUAAUCCUAAUUGCUUGUUUUCUAUUGUUGGAAAAG
Molecule: messenger RNA, 4288 nt
Organism: Cuscuta epithymum
Lineage: Eukaryota; Viridiplantae; Streptophyta; Magnoliopsida; Solanales; Convolvulaceae
Source: the annotation of a GenBank genome assembly